Caenorhabditis sp. 36 PRJEB53466 is the source of this 1528-nucleotide messenger RNA. The record is from the annotation of a GenBank genome assembly. Lineage: Eukaryota; Metazoa; Nematoda; Chromadorea; Rhabditida; Rhabditidae.
AUGAGCAGGACACUCGCCCUCGCUGCCCUUCUGGGCCUGGCCCAUAUCUGCCAAGCGGCCCUGAUCUCUUCUCUUCCGGGUGCACCAGUCUCCAACUUCAAGCAGUAUUCUGGUUAUUACAAUGUGGGAACCAAGAAGAACCACAUGCUCCACUACUGGUUCGUCGAGUCCCAGAACAAUCCGUCUACCGACCCGGUGCUUCUUUGGCUCACCGGAGGUCCUGGAUGCUCCGGUCUCUCGGCUCUUUUGACCGAGUGGGGACCGUGGAAUGUGAGUCAUCUUUCUAUUUGUCCUACGGAAGUUUUUCAGCUGUUUUUCCCACUCCAUUUGAUUAUUAGUUGUUUUUAUUUUAGGUGAACACCGACGGUACGACUCUUUCGACGAAUCCAUACUCGUGGAACAAGAACGCCUCGAUUCUGACCCUCGAAGCGCCGGCUGGAGUCGGAUUCUCCUAUGCCACUGACAAUGACAUCUCGACCGGCGACGAUCAGACCGCCAACGAGAACUGGGAGGCGCUCGUCGCCUUCUUCGGAGAAUUCCCGCAGUACAAGGGCAACGACUUCUACGUUACCGGAGAGUCUUACGGUGGAAUCUACGUGCCGACGCUCGUCCAGACCAUCCUCGACCGUCAGACCCAAUUCCACAUCAACCUGAAAGGACUCGCCAUCGGAAACGGAUGUGUGUCCGCUAACGAGGGAACCGAUUCACUCGUCAACUUCCUCUACGCUCACGGAGUUGUGGACCAGGCCAAGUGGGACCACGUGAAGGCCACUUGCUGCAACAACGACACCGAUUCGUGCGCGUGGCAUUCGUUCAGUGAGCUCUCUUCGUGCGGACAGUUCGUGACGGCCACUGAGGAGCAGGCAUGGAACGGAGGCCUCAACCCGUACAACAUGUAUGCCGACUGCGUGUCCACCAGUGCUCAAAGCCGUUUCGCGAUGGAGUACGAGAGAAGGUUCAGCAAGAAGUACCAGCCUUCUGAGUUGGGAGUGGUGCCGUGCCUCGACGAGAGCCCCGUCACCAACUACCUCAACCGACAGGACGUCCGCAAGGCACUCGGAAUCCCGUCGUCGCUUCCCCAGUGGGAGAUCUGCAAGUGAGUUGCUCGCCCGCAUCCCCUCCGAUUCCGGCUCUUUUCAGUAACGCCAUUUCCUACGGCUACAAGAGACAGUACGGAGAUAUGACUUCGCGCGUUCUGAACGCCGUCAACAACAACAAUCUGAAGAUGAUGCUCUACAACGGAGAUGUUGAUUUGGCGUGCAACGCUCUGAUGGGACAGCGAUUCACUGAUAAGCUCGGGCUCGCCGUAAGGUCCUUCUGUGUUUCCAUCUCAAAUCCUUCGUUUUAGUUGACGAAGAAGAAAGGACACUUCUGGGUGAACAACCAGGUCGGAGGGUACGUGACUCAGUACAAGAGCGGACAAGUGUCGUUCGCGACGGUGCGCGGAGCCGGACACAUGGUGCCCACGGACAAACCGGCGGUCGCCGAGCACAUCAUCCAAUCAUUCCUGUUCAACAAGGCAUUCUAG